AUGGAUCACUUUCCAACAAACUGGGGUCGACCUCGUAACGAUGCCAUUGACGCGUAUGGAACAUAUCCUAUCCACUCGCGGCCAAAAAACGACCAAGAUGCAUUUUCGGCGGGUGUACAGCGAACACAGCAGCCAAUCGUAACGGGAACGAGUGUUUUGGCUAUCAAGUAUAAAGAUGGUAUCAUGAUGGCAGCAGACAACCUUGCGUCGUACGGAUCCCUGGCCCGUUUCAAGGACGUGCGACGUCUUCACCCUGUUGGAGAUCACACUGUCAUCGGUGCUGGAGGGGACAUGUCCGAUUUCCAAUACCUGCAAACCAUUCUCGACGAACUCACCAUCUCCGAAUUUACCGCUCAAGAUGGUCAUAGCCUUGGACCUGCAGAAAUCCAUGAAUACCUCGCCCAAGUGAUGUACGCCCGACGAUCAAAGAUGAACCCGCUGUGGAAUUCAAUCCUCGUGGGAGGCGUCAAGGAUGGAAAGAAAUUCCUUUCUUAUGUUGACCUUUUGGGCACCACCUAUUCCGCUUCCACACUCGCAACCGGUUACGGUGGUCAUAUCGCCCAACCUUUACUCCGUGAAGCUGUUGAAGGACGCGAGGAUACUUUGACGGAGGAGCAAGCUCUUGCUAUCAUCGAGAACAGCAUGAGGGUUCUCUUCUACCGCGACGCUCGUAGCUUGAACAAGUAUCAAGUGGCCACCAUUACGGCCGCAGGAGUCUCUAUCUCGGAAUCAAAGCAUCUUGAGACUUCUUGGUCGUUUGCCGAAGGUAUCAGAGGAUAUGGAGCUCAGACACAGUGA
Messenger RNA from Psilocybe cubensis, 798 nucleotides. RefSeq lists its product as uncharacterized. The transcript is spliced from 6 exons. Lineage: Eukaryota; Fungi; Basidiomycota; Agaricomycetes; Agaricales; Agrocybaceae. The record is from RefSeq and is a predicted model, not a curated record. The coding region runs from base 1 to 798 and encodes 265 amino acids. Gene Ontology annotation, cellular component: proteasome core complex.